GCAAAUUUUAAUGACGAAAUGAAAAUCCUCUUUCCAGAAUCCGUAUAUGAAAAAAAAAAACACUCGAAAACAAGAAUAGAACAAAACAAAAGAGGAAUCUUCGCCAAAGCAGCGAAGAUUAAGAAUAUUUGUUUUUGAUAUAUAAAAUCUAUGACCUAACCUAUAAGGUUUAAAUUUCAAAUAUCUCACGUUGUAAAGAAAUUUUUUAUUUUGUUUAGCUUGAUUUUAUUAAAAUAAAAAAACGAAAUGCGUAUAAUAAAAACAAUUGACGACAAUGAGGAAGUGGAAGAUUUUUCAGAGGAUUCCGAGGCUGAAGUAGAUUAUCAACCUAAGUUGGGAAGAAAUAAAAAUGCUGGCGAUUUUGAUACCAAUUUUUCAUUCGUCGCAUCUAUAGAAGAAUACAAUAAGGAUCCAUGGAAUGACCUGAGCAAGUAUAUCAAAAGAAAAGCUAAAACGAAAACAGAUGAUAAAAUAAAAAAGGCACGUCUUGACAAUAUUAUUGAAGAAAACAGUGAUGUAGAAGAAAAUGACAGUGGAUCUGAACUCUCAGAAGAUGAAUUGCAGCAUGAUAGAAUUAAGGUGGUGGAGAAAAAAAGAAAGAAGAAAAAGGUUGAUGACAAUUUCUUUGAAACUGUGGAAAAAAAUAUUGAUGAGUAUACAAGUUUUCAACAAAUGAAUCUAUCAAGGCCGUUACUGAAAGCAAUUACAGACAUGAGGUUUAUCCAUCCAACACCUAUCCAAGUCAGCGCUAUUCCUGUUGCUCUAUUAGGUAGAGAUAUUUGUGGUUGUGCAGCUACAGGAACAGGAAAAACAGCUGCAUAUAUGUUGCCUACUCUUGAGAGGCUUCUCUAUCGACCAUCAGGUUCGGCUGUAGUAAUAAGAGUUCUAGUUUUGGUACCAACAAGAGAAUUGGGUGUGCAGGUUUAUCAAGUCUCUAAGCAGUUAUGUCAAUAUACAGACAUACAAAUUGGUCUUGCAGUUGGUGGGUUAGAUUUGAAGGUUCAAGAAAACAUUCUGAGGAAAAACCCGGACGUUGUAAUUGCAACACCUGGACGUCUUAUAGAUCAUUUGAAAAGUACCCCAACUUUCAGUCUUGAUUCUAUUGAAGUUCUCAUCCUUGAUGAAGCAGACAGAAUUUUAGAUGAGUACUUCUCAGAGCAAAUGAAUGAGAUUAUAAAGCAGUGCUCAAGAACCCGACAGACAAUGUUAUUUUCAGCCACUAUGACCGAGGAAGUGGAAAAAUUGGCUGCCGUUUCCUUGAACAAGCCUGUAAGACUUUUCGUUGAUAGUAAUACGCAGGUCGCCUUUAAUCUUAGGCAAGAAUUUGUUAAGAUUCGUUCUGACAAAGAAGGAGAUCGGGAACCGAUUUUAGCUGCGUUAGUCUGUAGGAUAUUCAGAGAACACACUAUGAUAUUUGUACAAACAAAAAAACAGGCUCACAGACUUCACCUUUUACUUGGGUUAUUGGGUGUUAAAGUAGCAGAACUUCAUGGUAAUUUAACCCAGCCACAAAGAUUGGACGCUUUAGAUCGUUUCAAAAAUAAGGAAGUCGAUAUACUAGUGGCCACAGACGUAGCUGCUAGAGGUUUGGAUAUAAAAGGUGUAAAAACUGUUAUCAACUUUGUUAUGCCAGCUACAUUAGAACAUUAUAUUCAUCGUGUGGGUAGAACAGCCAGAGCAGGGCGUGCAGGUAUAUCUGUAAGCUUAGCUGGUGAACAAGAGAGAAAAAUGGUUAAGGAAAUUGUUAAAAGAGCUAAUAAUACCCUUAAAAGCAGAGUUAUUCCUCCAGAUAUUCUAGAGAAAUAUAGAGAGAAAUUGGAAAAAAUAGAACCUCAAAUAAAUAAAAUAUUGAAGGAAGAAUAUGAGGAACGUAUGUUGAGUAAAGUAGAAAAUCGUGCUAACCGAGCUGAGAAAAUUCUGAAAGGGGAGGUUGAUCCCAAUAGGCCAUGGUUCCAGACAAAAAAGGAGAGACAGAAAGAAAAGGAACGAUUGAGUUUGAAACCUACUGAUGGAGCAAAACCGAAACCUGAAAAUAAGGGUAAAAAUACAGAGAAUAAGAAAAAUAACAAGAAGAAAGGUAAAGAUACUGCAGAAGAUAGGGCGAAUAAUGAAAUGAAAAAAGUAGCUCUUCUCCAAGCAAAAUUGGCUAAAAGGAAAUCUAAGCCAGGAAAAAUAAUAGCUGUUAAAGACGCAGAACUAAAUGGAAAAACUUCAGGAAAAAAGAAGCAGUCAUCGUUCUUCAAAGACUUAACUGAUACAUCAAAUAAAAAUGCAAAGAAAUUGAGAUAUGAUGCCAACUUCAAGAAGAAAAUGGAUGGAAAAAUGAAGAAGAAAGGUGGUGGUGGUGGUGAUAAAAAGAGGAACAGUAAUUUUAAAAAGAAGAGUAAAUUCUAAAUGUUAUUAAUUGUAAUAAAAAGUUCUAAGAAUGAAAAA
This is a messenger RNA of Coccinella septempunctata (seven-spotted ladybird), 2433 nucleotides long. It is a transcript of the gene Rs1, whose product is annotated as probable ATP-dependent RNA helicase DDX27. The coding region runs from base 247 to 2394 and encodes 715 amino acids. The transcript has 6 exons. The record is from RefSeq and is a predicted model, not a curated record. Gene Ontology annotation, molecular function: ATP binding; nucleic acid binding; RNA helicase activity. Lineage: Eukaryota; Metazoa; Arthropoda; Insecta; Coleoptera; Coccinellidae.